Molecule: messenger RNA, 1925 nt
Organism: Syngnathus acus (greater pipefish)
Lineage: Eukaryota; Metazoa; Chordata; Actinopteri; Syngnathiformes; Syngnathidae
Gene: atg5
Product: ATG5 autophagy related 5 homolog (S. cerevisiae)
Exons: 8
Coding region: 205-1032 (275 amino acids)
Biological process (GO): autophagosome assembly; nucleophagy; autophagy of mitochondrion
Cellular component (GO): phagophore assembly site membrane; cytoplasm; Atg12-Atg5-Atg16 complex
Source: RefSeq, a predicted model, not a curated record
UCUCCAGUGGUCGCUGUUGUCAAAGCGUUCUUCUUCGUCUGUCAGUCACCCGGGAAUGACAACAUCGCUGUAACACUUUUCCUUUCUUCCCUGCCAUUUGACCGCAAAACGCAGACAAAAGAAGCUGUGCGCUUCUGGACUUUCGGCUCUGACUUGAGAGGCGUCCAGUCUAUAUGAGCCUCUGGGAGGGGCAGCAGCAGCAACAUGGCAGAUGACAAAGACGUGCUAAGAGACGUCUGGUUCGGCCGGAUCCCAGCCUGCUUCACUCUCAACCAGGAUGAGGUGACAGAGAGAGAGGCGGAGCCUUACUAUCUGUUGUUGCCCAGGGUGAGCUACCUGACGCUGGUCACGGACAAAGUGAAGAAGCACUUCCUGAAAGUGAUGAGGGCCGAGGAAGCGGGAGAGAUGUGGUUUGAAUAUGAAGGGACGCCGCUCAAAUGGCACUAUCCAAUCGGUGUUCUGUUUGACCUCCACGCUUCCAACUCUGUCUUGCCGUGGAGCAUCACUGUGCACUUUAAAAACUUUCCGAACCAGGACCUUCUCCACUGCUUGUGCAGCUCGGUGGUGGAGGCCCACUUCAUGUCCAGCAUUAAGGAAGCCGAUGCGCUCAAACACAAGAGCCAAGUUGUCAACGACAUGCAGAAGAAGGACCACAAGCAACUGUGGAUGGGCCUGCAGAACGAUAAGUUUGAACAAUUCUGGGCCAUGAACAGGAAACUGAUGGAGUACCCCACUGAAGAGGGAGGGUUCCGAUACAUCCCCUUCAGAAUAUAUCAGACAAUGAGUGACAGGCCCUUCAUCCAGAAACUCUUUCGACCUGUUUCACCUGAAGGCAACGUUCACACUCUUGGCGACUUGCUCAAAGAAAUGUACCCUGCAGCAUACACUAAUGACGGUGAGGAGCGGCGCCACCAGGUGGUGAUCCACGGCAUCGAGCCGCUGAUGGAAACGCCGCUGCAGUGGCUCAGCGAGCACCUCAGCCACCCUGACAACUUUUUGCACAUCUGCAUAAUACCGGCGCCCUCCGACUGAGACCGUUGCCAUGGCAACCAACGAUAAAAAUAAACGCUUUCAAAGCGCAGGAUGAUGAUGAUGAUGUUCUCCAAAGAACUUUCUCUGAUGCACAUCUUCUUCGUGGGACAAAUCUGCAGUUUGAGCCCCGGUAAGGAAAAGCGCUUGAGCAUUUAUGCAAAAUCCUUGAGACUCAUUUUGUCCUACGGGUGAGGACAAUGAGCAUACAAGAACAUGGACCUUCACCUGGACGUCAAGGAUAUUGAAUAAAUACUCAAAUAACAGCAUAUAACCAACAAGCAGAUUCAUAUGAAGCCUUAACCGGUACAUACGAGGAUUUCUUUUCCCCUCUAUUGAUAUUGUAGGCAGAAAAUGCUCAUUUGUGACCACCAAAUAAUUGACCUAUAAUAUAAUAAUAAUUUAACCCCCAAAUGAGAUUUCGAGGUCACAAAUUAGCAUUAGCCAAGUAGCAUUACCCACGUUUCUGAAAACAAAUUCAACAAACAAUAGGAACCCAGACAUACUGAAAUAACAUUUUAUUGCUAUUUUGACCUUAACUUUGAAAAGGCUGUUAAGCUAACAAUUUUGAAACGUUCAGAUUUCAAACAUCACAUGAUGCAAAGUUACUAAAAAUACUUGUUGUUGUCCAUCUAAUUCAUGUCAUUUGAAAGUUGUAAAAAAAAUGAACUCGCCAUUUAGUAUCUUGUGACCACUAAUUAGCAUUUGGUGCGCCCAAUAUAUCGAUAUCCUAGCCAUCAUUUGGACUUUUUCAUGUCGCGGCUUCUGUAGUUUUACGACCACUUCAAUGUCACUUUUUCUACGCCCACAUUGUUAUGUCCUUCACGUGUUCCCUCACUUUGGUCCGAGACAACAAUAAACAGCCGCCUUGUUUACGCGGUCGCCUCACUUCUCCA